CAAUUAAUUAAAAUUUAUUUACAUUUAGAAACAAAUUUAUGAAUUAGAUAGAUUUUUAUACCAUUUAUACAAAUGCUGAAGCUUGUUACGUACUCUGUUAAUAAAAAAGGACUACCUUAAAAUACGUUGUUGAUACUAAACAAGGACUACAUACCAUUACACAUGUUGUUACAGAAAAUAAGGACUACGCGGCUAGCACUAUCUAUAUGAAGAGGUUUUGACAAAGAAAAGCCGUUUUAGACCUCAGACAUGUCAGUGUAUAUUAUUGCUGCGGAUGAUGCUAAAGCACUUGCGAAUACAUUGAGAACGUCGUUGCAGUCCACUGCGCAACAUAUUGAGACGAUAUCUGUUACCGUCUUUUUAAAAUUAAAGUCAACACGGAAUGAAAAGUCAGUGAAUGUGAUAUUUCUCACAACUCUGACUUGGCAAGAAAUACAGAGACAAAGGGGCGAUUUUAAAAGGCUAUUUUCAAAAUCGAGGAAUACUGUCGUGCUGUCAUCAUGCGCAGAAUCCGUAAAGUCAGCAGCUGUAGAAAUGUUCUCUAAGAUAGUCGUCGACUGGGAGUCGGUUGGAUUAUUUGAAGCUUCCGGGGAAGAAUGGUACAAAGCGGAAGCUAGAAUAAAGUAUCGACUAUCGGAACUCGAGAGCGGGGAAUUUCAUAUACCACGUGCAAGUAGAUAUAUUAUCAAGCCAGAUUCAGUUUCAACACUGUCAGAGCCGAAGUCGGAAGUACUGAUUAUUUUGUUCGAUGAUGGAACUGCUGAAUACCCUUCUGAUGUGAAAAGUGUCGAGAUCAAAACUGCUGGGAGAAAUCUUAUUGAAGCGAGAAAGAUCCAAUCAAACGUUUGGUCAUUCAGUGCAUUAGAUUUAGCACCUGGAGACCACGAGAUCAGAGUAUUUGUAGAUAGCGUAGAUAUUGGAACAAACAUACUUUAUGUUCAAAAUCAGCAUCUCAUGAAUAGAGAAUUACUAGCCAACUUCAAACGAGAGGAUCCGGAGGGAUUUCUGGCUGAACUUCUUAGGGUAAACAAAGAGGACUUCGACCAUGACUUGUUAGAUACUAUCAGUGGGUCAAGCUGCGUCCCUCUUGUAGAAACGCUUCUGAAAUAUGGAGAUGAAAACGGUCAUGAUUAUCCAAACUUUCUACAUUUCUGUGCCAAGUACGGAUAUAAAGCGUGUGUAAACUGGUGCCAAAAGCUUCCUGACUUUAAAGAAGCAUGCAUGGUUCAGAACAGACAUGGAAAGACACCUGAACAAGUUGCAACUGAAGCACAACAAAAUCAGCUGUUGAUUCAGACUCUGCAAAACAAUGAUACUGGAGAUGAGGAUCUACAACCAAUUGGGUCUCCCUUCAAACCCGGUGAGUGCUAAUUUCAGAUAGAGUGUUCCUGAUAUAUUUUUUUUAUGUCCCCAAGGGAGGCAUAUUAGUUUUCAACUGUCCGUCCGUUCGUCACAAUGUUAACUUUUUGCAUGAAGGCAACGUUAACUUUUUGCAUGAAGGCACUUUACUCGCGAACCACUGCAUUCAGGACCUUCAAACUUCACAUGCUAAUAGUACUUAUUGAGUACACGACCCCUAUUGACUUUGGGGUCACCAGAUCAAAGGUCAAGGUCACCAGGUCAAAGGCCAAGGCGCUGCGGGGGCAUUUGUCACCAUUAGUGACAGCUCUUGUUUAAAAUUGUUUAAAAAAACAAAAACAAAUAGCAAUGAAAUAACGCUGUUUAGUUAAAUUAUAAGAUACACAGUUAUAAAGGACACACGCAUGGAAUGGCUACCUUCAUGUGACAGGAGUACUAACUAUGUUUAGAUAUUUCAUGAGACAGAACUUAAUGUACUGUAGGAAGCAUCAUUCCAGGUGCCCGUGGAAACAUUAAUGAAUUUGCUAACUACUUACAUUAAAAACUCAUCUAAUAAGUAUUCAAUGCAAGUUAUUUGAAAUGCAGAACGCUUUAUUUUUGGAAGCACGCGAAGAAAUCAUUCUUGUCCGGAAAUGACAAUGCAGAAUUGUAAGUAUUCAAAAUUGUUACCCUACAACUUUUCCUUAAGAAAGGUAUCCAGUAUUCCCUUGUAGAUUAGGUAAGCAGCAUCCAAGAACGAUACUUUGCCAUUCAAAUGUUAAGCAGUAUUGUGUUAAUAUUGUGAUUUUCAUCCAGACUUAAUUAAAAAUUACUAACUUUUAUUGUAAGUAAAGAAUCUAAACAAACUGCAUGUAAAAGUGAUCUAGUUAAACUGUAUGUAUUGAGGCUUACUUUUAUCUUAUAAAGGUGCAAAACUAUAUUCUGUAUUUUCAAUGAUCAAAUCUUGUAAAGAAUACUGAAAUUACGAACUACAUAAAACAUGUUGUCUUUCGACUGCUUAAUACAUAUAUGAAAAGCAGUAUGUAGAAAUUAUAUGAUGCUUGACACGUACCAUACUGUAUUACAAGAACAUUAAUAUGAUGC
This is a messenger RNA of Mercenaria mercenaria, 2442 nucleotides long. RefSeq lists its product as uncharacterized. Gene Ontology annotation, cellular component: cytosol. NCBI's taxonomy places the organism in Eukaryota, Metazoa, Mollusca, Bivalvia, Venerida, Veneridae. Gene Ontology annotation, molecular function: transmembrane receptor protein tyrosine kinase adaptor activity; fibroblast growth factor receptor binding. The transcript has 7 exons. The coding region runs from base 250 to 1371 and encodes 373 amino acids. The record is from RefSeq and is a predicted model, not a curated record.